CUCUGGCCUCGGGGGGUUUCCUUCCUGCACGGGGGGAGCUGCAGCCUGGGCGCGGCUGAAGUUUUUUUGUGUGAAGCGGCGGUUGGGCGGCGGGUGGGGUGAGAGAAUAAGAUCAAGCAAGAUUUAAAUGGACUUCUGAAGUAACAAAAGGAGGAAGAAUGGAGACAGAGACUGUGUUAAGUCUUAGACAACAACUCAAGGAAGCAGAGAAUGAGCGAAGGAAGGCAGCGCAAUAUGGCUUACAUUUAUUGGAGUCUCAAAGUGAAGUUCAAAAUCAGUUGGAUCAAACACGUCGUGAAUUGACGGACAAAACCGAGAAAUUUGAACAAGAGAAAUACUCUCUUCAAAGAGAAAUUGAACUUAAGAAUAGAAUGUUGGAAAGCUUGAGUUUUGAAUGUGAUGCACUUAAGCAACAGCAGAAUAUGCAACUGGAGAAACAGAAAGAACAACUUUCCAGAGUUCAUGGACAAGAAAUCAGUGACCUUAAAAACAAGUUGGAGAACCUGAAAGCAGAACUAGAUGAAACCCGACUCUCAGAAAAACAAUUGAGACACAAAGUCGAUCAUCAGAAAGAAAUAAUUGCUGCUAAAUCAGAAGAGCUACACAUGAUGUCUGAACGUGUACAUGAAACCAUGUCUUCAGAAAUGCUCAAUCUUCAGAUGGAGCUCACUGAACUAGAGAGUGUGAAGGCCAAUGUUGAAGAAAAGCUGAAUGAACUGCAGUACAGUAAAGAACAAUUAGAACUUAUAAACAGCAACUUACGUAAUCAGCUGGAGCGUCUACAGGGAGAGAAAGAAGAGAGGGAAAAAGAAGUUGUUUCUUACUGUAACGCAUUAGAGAAAGCUCGUGAAGCUAAUCGAGAGCUUCAGGUUCAGCUGGAUCAUGCAGUGCAGCAAUCUUUGGACCCUACAAGUAAAGGCAAUUCCCUCUUUGCUGAGGUGGAGGACCGUAGGGCAGAAAUGGAACGACAGCUGAUCAGUGUGAAAAUAAAAUAUCAGUCACUACAAAAACAGCAUUCAUUCGCUAGAGAACAGUUGCAAAGAAUGAAGUUGCAAAUGGCUACGCUGCUACAGAUGAAAGGCUCUCAGGCAGAAUUUGAGCAGCUGGAACGUUUACAGUCAAUGUUGGAGCAAAAGAAUGGUGAAAUAGAAGAUCUUCUUAUGAAAGUGAGACAAUUAGAAAAAUCUAAGACUUUAUAUGAGAAUGUGGAAGAAUGCAGAGCUAGUACUAGCUCAAAAGGAGAGUCUGAAGAUGGUUACUAUGCAGAUUUGCUGCAAAUGAAACUUGACAACUUGAACAAGGAAACUGAAACCUUGAAAAAUGAACUAUCCUUGCAGAGGAUGAAAGCUUUGUAUGAGAGCCAAAGGGUUCUAGAAGUUGAAAGGAAGCUCUUCACAAAUGAGAGACAUUUGCAAGCUUGUCAGAGUGAGAAUAUGAAUUUGCGAGUUAUGCUGGAUGAGUUAAAAAUGAAAUAUGAACCUGAAGAGUUACUUAAAGUCACUAAAAUUAAAAAGAAGAAGGAGAAGAUUCCAGUGGACACUACCUGUGAAUAUCUGGACAGCAAAAAUACUUCAGUAAAAGAAGCUGCUCUCACUCAUUUGCCAAGUAAGGAAGAAACUAAGGUCACUUGCAAGAACUUGGAGCAAAGUGACUCUUCUCCCAAAAAACAAGUUUUUGAAGCACCACCAAUAAAUACAGCUCUUCAAAUGAUGCACAAAGUAGUUGAACCUGAAAGAGAAAGAAAGAGAGUUAAAACUAAAGAUGAGAGUCAUGACAGCUAUACUUCAUAUAGCAGAAGUGGAAAUAAUUCUUUGACUUCGACUGCCCCCAGGUCAGUGUCAACUUCUGUGUAUGGUCAAGGCAAUCAGCACAGACCUGCAUCUCUUUUCUUUCGCUGCAUGAACUAUGCUAUCCACUUCUUUAUCUGUUUCCUCAGUGUUGCAUGCAGAGUAAUUCCUCAGCUCCGGCUGCCUGCGUUCAACCUCUUAAAGCCUUUUAGAAAGACUAAAAUGAUGGCUCAUGGAAAAGACUCUUGAAACUCUAACUACCUUUGAAAUAACUUCCCCAUUUCAUGAAAAAGUUUAAGGUGUGCAGAUACUGUGACAGCUCACUCAGUUUGCUCUUCCUUCAGAAACGGGGCUGUUCCUUGGUCCUUCAAAGCUGCUAUAUAGUUGGAUUACAUUAAGGUAACAGUCAGUAGGUAUCAUGCUUCAGUCUCUGAAAUUUGAGGACAGCUGGAAUGAGGAAUAAUGUGGCUAAAAGCCUAAGAAUUACUGAAUAUUUUAGUAAUUAUUAAUCCCAUUUGGGUUAACGUAACUUGCAGUAUACAAAACCAUGUUUAAUCAUGCUAUGAAUUCACAUCGGCAGGCCACUGACUUUACUAACCUGGAUGCAUGAUAACUUGAAAUAUAGCUGUUAAAAUUCAGAUCAAUCUUUCCCUGAGGAAAAAACCUGAGAACUUUAGUUACUUUUUGUUAGAUAGUAAAGUAACUUGGCACAGUAAUUACAACUUUUUUGUUCACCUUGGUAAAAGGAAUGUUGUUUUCCCCCCACCAACCCCAAGGCAGUGCUUUUGUCUGCUGUUCAUAUUCAUAAUUACAAUAAACAUAGUAUUUUGGGGAUAGCUUAAAUGAUACAAGCUUAUAUAUUUAUGAUAUUUGCUAGUAAAAAUAAUACUUCUUCCUAGCUUCCCAUCACCCACCCCCUUUCCUCUGAGAUUCUGUGAGUAUCUCUGAUAGUUCGAAUUAUGUGAUCAAAUAACUUUCGAAGAGAAAGCAAUAGAACGUUUGGCAGAAAUGCAAUGAAGUUGAGGGGAUUUUUUUUCCAUAUUGUGAAGCCUCCCACAUCUGUAUCAUCCCACAUGGAAGCCAUUUUCUAUGGCUUUUCAUGUAGUGAUAUAAGGCUGGAGAGAAAAGAAUAGCUUGGGAAUCUGAAGUGACUUAAAGCCUAAACCCUUCCUGUCCAGAAAGUUGUAUUUCAUCUGUCCCCCUACAAUCAAGCUUCCAUAUUUUCCCCCCACCCCCAGUACACACACCACUUUAAUUUGCUGUUGCCUACAGGGCUGCUUGCUACGUUCUCCGCAGCAGUAGCUUUAUAUUCAACAGAUUUUAUGAAUCAUCCAAUGAGGAAAGGGUGUGCUAAAAUAAUGCAAACUUGAAUUUAGUUAAUUGAGUAUACGGAACUUCUUAUGUGUGACUUGUAACGGGAUGAGCUGCAGAUUCGUGAUGGUAUCAACAAGGAACUGUUCACUGACGUUUAAAAUUAGCAGUGUAACCUGAAUUGGGAUUUAAAUGCUUUGAUUGAGGGGAAAUGCUCUAUCUUGUUAUCCAACAUCCCAGAGGGCAUAUGUGUUUCCAACCAAGUCUCAGCCUGUUCUGGAAUAAAAGUGAAGAAAGCUUAAAGAUAC
Molecule: messenger RNA, 3406 nt
Organism: Oxyura jamaicensis (ruddy duck)
Lineage: Eukaryota; Metazoa; Chordata; Aves; Anseriformes; Anatidae
Gene: SPDL1
Product: spindle apparatus coiled-coil protein 1
Exons: 12
Coding region: 159-2036 (625 amino acids)
Biological process (GO): establishment of mitotic spindle orientation; mitotic spindle assembly checkpoint signaling; protein localization to kinetochore
Cellular component (GO): spindle pole; outer kinetochore
Molecular function (GO): kinetochore binding
Source: RefSeq, a predicted model, not a curated record